This is a messenger RNA of Durio zibethinus, 2649 nucleotides long. Its product is annotated as cation/H(+) antiporter 15-like. Gene Ontology annotation, cellular component: membrane; endomembrane system. Gene Ontology annotation, biological process: regulation of pH; proton transmembrane transport. The record is from RefSeq and is a predicted model, not a curated record. Gene Ontology annotation, molecular function: antiporter activity. Lineage: Eukaryota; Viridiplantae; Streptophyta; Magnoliopsida; Malvales; Malvaceae.
AUGCCGGAGAGUAAUGAUUGGUGCUAUUCGGCAUAUGCGUUUGCUCAUAUUUGUUUGAUUCAAUAUAAGAUUAGUGGUGAAGGCCCUGGGCUAGGUGAAGAAUUAGGUGAUGCAAAAAUGGCUCAAACAUCAGAUUUCGUGACCAAAGGAAAGUACAAGAUAUUCUUUGGCAUGAACAAUGAAUUUACCAUAUGUUACGACGAUACCAAGCCUAUAGCCAACAAUUACUGGCAAGCCGUGAACCCCUUGAUGAAAAGGAUGCCUAUCUUUAUGAUGCAAUUAAGUGUCCUCAUAGCGCUUACUCAUGUUUUGAUGCUGAUCAUCAGACCUCUUCGUCAACCUCAAUUUCUUUCUGAGAUUCUUGCUGGCAUUCUGCUAGGGCCAACCGCCCUGGGUAUAACGGGCUGGAUAUCACCUAUUAUCAAUCCUUUUGAGGGUGGCUUGUUUCUGGAGACAAUGGCGAACCUCGGCGUAACUUUCUAUAUGUUCCUGGUGGGUCUGGAGAUGGACUUGACCCCAAUUCGGAAAAUAGGAAAAACGGCCUUGAGCGUUGCCCUUGCUGGUAUUAUUUUGCCCUCCAUUGCAGGAGUGGGAUUACAUCACCUGGUGCUGAAAGAAGAAAAAACACAACGGGCACCUGAGAUGGGUGCUUUUUUCUGGUCGAUUGCCCUCAGCGUUACAAGUUUUCCUGACCUAGCUCGAAUACUUUCAGACCUCAAGCUCCUUUACACGGAUCUUGGUAAAACGGCCUUGACUGCAGCCGUUGUUAGUGAACUAUCUUGUUGGUUUGUUCUUGUGGGAACAAUAUCUUUAAUCAAUGGGCGCCAGAAAUUGUUCGUGGCAAUCACAAUCAUGGUGGGAAUGACAAUCUUCUGGUUUAUGAUGCGUCCAUUUAUCUCUUGGACGGUGAAACAAAUUUCAGCAGCAAGCAAAGAAUCAUCAACGUCGGAUAAGCACGUAUAUUUUAUUUUAUCACUGGUGCUCCUUUGUGGAUAUAUCACAGAAUUAUGUGGAGCACAUUCCAACUUUGGAGCUUUUAUGCUUGGACUCAUGAUACCCGGUGGAGAGCUUGGGACUACGAUCAUGGACAAAAUUGAAGACUACGUGGUGGGGAUUCUGCUGCCCCCUACCUUCUUGCUUACUGGCUUGAGAACCAAUUUCGCAUAUAUUUUUGCUGAAUAUUCUUUUGGAAUGGUGCUGCUAGUUGUACUUCUGGCUUCCUCUGCCAAGAUUGUAAGCACUCUUCUUGUCUGCCUCCACUUCAGGUGCCCAAAGCGAGAUAGUUUGGCUCUUGGAGUCCUGAUGAACACCAAAGGUGCUCUUGCGCUCAUUAUUCUUAAUGAAGGUCGAAACAUGAAGGGUUUUGACCAACAAACUUUUUCUUGGACUAUUGCUGCUAUAUUACUUAUGACGGUCAUUAUUGGCCCCGUAGUCAGUUUCACUCACAAAAGCGCGAGGCAUUUGAAGCAAUACAAUCGUAGGAGCUUAGAGAAAAGUAUCCCAGAUGCACCAUUUCGAGUCCUUGCAUGCGUUCAUUCCACCAGAAAUUUGUCCGGUUUGAUUAAUCUCUUGCAAAUUUCAAAUGCCACAAGAAAUUCCCCGAUUAUUGUCUUUGCUGUCCAUUUGGUUGAGCUCGCAGGACGCGCUUCUGCAAUGAUAAUUUUCCAUGAUAAGAGUAAGACCGCUGAUGCUGGGAACAAUGCCACUCGAGAAAAAGCUGAGGCGGAGCAAAUUGUCAAUGCCUUUGAAUCCUUCGAGAACGACAACCAUGCCGUCACUGUUCAGCCACUAACAGCAGUGUCCCCUUACGCCACCAUGCACGAGGAUGUUAGCAACUUCGCACUUGACAAGCUCGCCAAUAUCAUUUUGAUCCCAUUUCACAAGCAACCAAAUGCUAUUGGCGGAUGGACAGAUGAAAACAUUCAGCAUAAACAAGUGAAUCAAAAUUUGCUGGCAACUGCACCCUGUUCCAUUGGCUUACUUGUGGAUCGUGGCCUAACUUCAACCUUUUCCCGAGAAUCACACCGUGGCAUGCGGGAAUGUCGCAUUGCCAUGCUGUUCGUUGAAGGUGCUGAUGACCGAGAGGCAUUAGCUUAUGCCUGGAGAAUGACAGGCACUCCACGUCUAGUACUAACCGUAGUGCGAUUUCUUCCAGGAAAAGACGUUUCUGAGUUGACCGAGAACGUUGAAGAAGAUGAUGAAUCAGGGAUUUUCACAGCCAUGUUUGAGAGAGAGAAGCAGAAGCAGCUUGAUGAUGAUUAUUUAAACGAGUUCAGGUUCAGGACAAUGCACGACCAAUCCAUAGCUUACAUCGAGAAACAAGUUAACAGUGGAGACCAGAUUAUAUCGACCAUAACUUCUGUUUACAAUGAUUUCGAAUUGUACGUAGUAGGAAGAGGACAUGACAGAACAUCUCCAUUGACAUCAGGGCUAUCAAACUGGAGUGAUUUCCCGGAGUUGGGACCGCUUGGGGAGACAUUAGUAUCAACGGAUUUGGAAUCACCAGCCUCGGUUUUGGUUGUGCAGCAAUCUGCUCCUCUCCCAGCUGGAUCAAAGAAGUUAAAGAGCUCAGCUCCAACUCAGGGGAUACUGGGAAAUAGUGCGGCAGAAACUUUUGUCAAUCAUAGAAGAGCGGAAGAUGAUUAUUGA